Molecule: messenger RNA, 3216 nt
Organism: Zeugodacus cucurbitae (melon fly)
Lineage: Eukaryota; Metazoa; Arthropoda; Insecta; Diptera; Tephritidae
Gene: Ance-3
Product: angiotensin-converting enzyme
Exons: 10
Coding region: 404-3067 (887 amino acids)
Biological process (GO): proteolysis
Cellular component (GO): plasma membrane
Molecular function (GO): peptidyl-dipeptidase activity; metallopeptidase activity
Source: RefSeq, a predicted model, not a curated record
UAUGUACAAAGUUGAGAUUUGUAUUUAUUUGUAAUUUGUGCUAACUGAAGUUGGGUGGAAGUCAGUUUUCAGUAGUGUACGAGACGCGCUGACAAACGUUGCGAUUCGCUGGGAGGCUUCCAUAAAUUGUGAUUCCCUUGAUAUUUAAAUAGUGAAUAGAAUUUUCCUUGAUUAACGGAAGUGUGCAUCGAGCAAUUCAAAGAGUGGUGCUGUGGCUAUUUCAUAUAUUUUGAAUUGAAACAAUGUCCUUGGAAAUCGUAGAAAACCAAAAAAGAUCUGUAUUUAGUGAAAAUUUCUAAAACAAAACAAUUUUAAAAGUGCUAAACAAAAAAAUCCAAUACUACCGUUGUAUAAAAAGUGAAAAAGUUUUCAAAUAUAAUAUUUAUUUAAAAUAAAGCAAAAAAUGACAGAAAUAAACAACAAAUAUGUCUUAAGCAUCUUGCUUGCACUGACACAUUUAUUAGCAGCGCAAGCAGAUCCGCAACUGGAUUUGCCACCGUUAAACCCCGACGUGCAAGGCCCGGAAUUACUUUACAACUCGCUCACACCCAGGACGCCCGCGAGUCCGCUGCAAACCUUGGGUGACUUUGAUCGCAGUCAACGUUACGGACCGCCUUAUGCCAGCGAUGGACUCAACGAUGAUGGCGCUGAUGAUUUUAGAAAUGGCCAAACUUAUGACGAACGCAUGCGCUAUGGUUACACCUACAACGCUAGAGCGCAGAACCUGUCUCGUCCUGUCGCUGAUUCGCCCUUCAGUGACUACAACAGUAACAACUUGGGGCAACAACAACGUGAUAAUCCUCGUUAUCCCAAUCAUAAUUAUGAUAAUCCCAGCGAUCGUUUCGGCAAUAACAACCGCUAUGCAGAUAACUUCGAUGAACGACAGCGUGACCGUGACCGUUACAAUAACGACAAUCUUGAUCAAGCGCGCUUUAAUAACCCCAAUAAUGAUUACAAUGCACGUUUCAACGGGAAUCAGCCGCCAGUUGGUGGCAAUUUGGAUCCGAAUAGUCCGUUUAAUUCCAACAAUCCGUACGGCAAUGAUCGCAACCGUUUUGAUAAUCCCUUUAGACCGAAUCAAGAUCGUUUCAAUUUGAAUAAUGAUCGCUACUUCGAGCGACAACGCUUCCAACAGGAUAGACGUUAUCAAAUUGAAUUGGAGAAACUGCGUAAUCUCUUGGUGGAGACCGAUCACAAGGGUUCGUUGGAGUGCACAGCAAAUGUGGGUGCUCAGUGGAACUUCGAGACUAAUGUGAAUGAGAUAACGCAGGCGGAAGCGUUCAAUGCUCAACAGCAAUAUGUGGACUUCCUGCGCUUGGUAGCCGAGCAAUCAAAGAACAUAAAUAAAGAUCUGAUACUCGAUCGGCGACUCUAUCGUCAGUGGAUGUUACAGUCCGAAGCGGGACCCAAUGCUUUACCCAUAGAAACUUUGGAUCGGUACAAUCGCCUAAUCAAUGAGAUGCUAUACAUUUAUAAUGAGGCCACCAUUUGCGCCUAUCAACAGCCCUUCAUCUGCAAUCUACGCUAUAUACCCGAUCUGAAGGAGAUAAUGUCAAAAAGUCGCGACUGGGAUGAGCUACAGCACACUUGGGUGGAGUAUCAUCGCAAAGCGGGCCGAGAAAUGCGCGAUGGUUAUGAGCAGUUGGUGGAUGUGAUGAAUGAAGUGGCUUAUGUCAACAAUGUCACAAAUGGUGGUGAAUUCUGGUAUCUACCCUAUGAAUCGGCGAAUUUUCGUCAGGACGUCGAAAAUGUGUGGGAACAGAUACGUCCUCUCUACGAGGGUCUACACUCGUAUGUGCGUCGCAAGUUGCGCGACUACUACGGUCCAAAUCGCAUUAACCGCAUCGCACCGAUACCCUCACAUAUACUCGGUAAUAUGUACGCGCAAUCGUGGUCUAAUAUUUUAGAUAUCGUCAUACCUUAUCCCGGUCGUAAAUUGGUCGAUGUAACACCGCGUAUGAUUGAACAAGGCUAUACACCGCUGCUGAUGUUCCAAUUGGCGGAGGAGUUCUUCACAUCAAUCAACAUGUCUGCCGUGGGUCCCGAGUUCUAUACUAACUCAUUGCUCGAACAACCAUUGGACGGACGUCGUGUGUUCUGUGAACCAUCCGCAUGGGAUUUCUGUAAUCGUCAUGAUUUUCGCGUAAAAACCUGUUCGGAGAUUAGUCAGAAGGGUCUGCUGAGCGCACACCAUGAGAUGGCGCACAUACAGUACUUUUUGCAAUACCGCCAUUUGCCGAAGGUAUUUCGCAAUGGCGCUAACCCCGCGUUUCAUCAGGCGAUUGGCGACGCUAUCAUGUUGUCUGUAUCCACCUCGAAACACUUCCAAACUAUCGGUUUGCUGCAACGCUCCGUGGAUGAGUCGAGUUAUGAUAUCAAUUACCUCAUUACGAUGGCCUUAGAUAAGGUGGCUUUCUUACCUUUCGCUCUGGCUCUUGAUAACUGGCGUUAUGACGUCUUCAGCGGGAAUACAAAUAAACAUACGAUGAACUGUCACUAUUGGAAUCUUAGAGAACGCUACGGCGGUGUUAAGCCACCAGUGCUUCGUUCGGAAAAGGACUUUGAUUUGGGCGCAAAGUAUCACAUACCAGCGAAUAUACCAUACAUUAAAUACUAUGUCUCGACAAUUCUACAGUUCCAAAUAUACCGUGGCAUGUGUCGCGUGAGCGGUCAGUAUGUACCCGGUGAUCCGCGUAAGCCUUUGCAUCGCUGCGAUGUGUACCGCCACCCGGAAGCAGGGAACUUACUGAAAAGUAUAAUGGCUAAAGGCGCCUCACAGCAGUGGCAGGAGGUGCUUGAGGAGACGCUCGGCGAAGGUCGUCUGGAUGGCACGGCGCUGCGUGAGUACUUCGCGCCGCUCGAGGAAUGGCUGCGCCUGGAGUCGCUGCGCACAAAUGAGUUUGUCGGCUGGAAUUACGACGGUGAAUACUGCAAGCGCAGCAUUGAGACGGCGAAUCUACAAGUCACUGGUGGUUACUACAAUGCGGCCACUUCGGUCGUUUGCGUGCAAUUGCCAAUGCUGUUGUUGUUGGCUUGGGCAUUGCUCUUCAUGUGGCGCAGCAUCUGAAGAAAAUUAAACUUUCGAAGUUUAAUGAAGAAGUGUGGAUUUCUACUAUUUUAUGUUUAUGGUUAUAUAUGUAUAUUUAUUACUUUUGUACAUGCUUAAUGUUGCUUAAGCGCAAAGUUAACGCUUAUGGAGUUUUGUUAUAAAUAAAA